Molecule: messenger RNA, 946 nt
Organism: Mangifera indica (mango)
Lineage: Eukaryota; Viridiplantae; Streptophyta; Magnoliopsida; Sapindales; Anacardiaceae
Product: zinc finger BED domain-containing protein RICESLEEPER 3-like
Exons: 2
Coding region: 133-942 (269 amino acids)
Molecular function (GO): DNA binding
Source: RefSeq, a predicted model, not a curated record
UCCCCUUUUCCUUUCAAUUUUCCUCCACAGCCGCACCCUUCCUCUUCCAGCCAAAGCUUUCAUUUUUCACUCCACAGCUGCACUGCACACUCCCUCUCUCAGCCAAAGCUUCUUUGUCUUGUAGUUGGAGGAAUGUCUGCUGAAAACUUUUUGGUUAAUAAAAGAAAAAAUAUUGAAGAUGUUAACAUGCAAAAUUCUCAAUCCUUUAAAAAAUUAACAUCUUCUGAAAGUGGUCCUCAUACUGCAACUCCGAUAGGAAGUAAUCAGAUGCAAUUGCCCGUUGAUGAAAUUAAUAAAUCAAGUCAGGAGUUGGAUAGUCCUUAUUCAAGCCCUCUUCAAAAUGCACUUGCCAACUCUCUUGUUACUGAUCCUACUGGAAGGUGUAAAUCAAUUGUAUGGGAACAUUUCAAGAAAGUAAAGGUUGAUGGAAAAGACAAGGCGGAGUGUAACUAUUGCCAUAAACAAUUGGUUAGUGGGGGAAAAAAUGGCACUAGACAUUUACAUGAUCAUCAUAAAAUUUGUCCAAAGAGAAAAUACCAUGAUGUAUCACAGAAGUUGCUUGUGGGAUCCCAUAGAGAGAAUAAUAAGUUGACAUUAUCCACUUGUCAAUUUGAUCAAGAGGCAGGUAGAAAAGACCUUGCAAAUAUGAUUAUAUUGCAUGAAUAUCCUUUAAGUAUAGUAGAUCAUUGUGGGUUUAGGAGAUUUUGUAAUACUAUUCAACCUUUGUUUAAGAUGAUCUCUAGAAACACCAUUAAGAAGGAUAUAAUGAAAAUUUAUGAUGUUGAAAAGGGCAAGACAAUGAAAUUGUUAAACAAAAAUUUAGGGAGAAUUGCAAUCACUUGUGAUUUGUGGACUGCAAGCAACCAAAACAAAGGGUACAUGACUAUUACAGCCCACUUUAUUGAUAACAAAUGGGAGUUACAAAAUAGACUUAUAAGGUAAUUUU